Messenger RNA from Vicugna pacos (alpaca), 2337 nucleotides. RefSeq names its product potassium two pore domain channel subfamily K member 7 (gene KCNK7). Gene Ontology annotation, biological process: potassium ion transmembrane transport; stabilization of membrane potential. NCBI's taxonomy places the organism in Eukaryota, Metazoa, Chordata, Mammalia, Artiodactyla, Camelidae. Gene Ontology annotation, molecular function: outward rectifier potassium channel activity; potassium ion leak channel activity. The record is from RefSeq and is a predicted model, not a curated record. Gene Ontology annotation, cellular component: plasma membrane.
GCUCAGACCUCUCUCACCUUCUCCCACUCUUGCCAGACUCUUCCCACCAUUUCAAGCAACUGUAUUUGCCCUUAUUCUUCCUGUUGCUGGUGGUCCCUGCUUAUCCUCAGGGCCCAGCUGCAACAUCACCUCCCCUGGGACACCUUCCCAGUGCCACUUCCGCCCCAAACAGCUCACUGAACUCAGGACCCCACAGCCCUCUGGGCGGCAUCUAGGGGGUGUGUCCUGGGUUUGUUUCUAUCCCGCAGUCUGGACACAGGAGGAGUCACCCACCCUGACAUCUGGCUCCACUCACGCGUCUCUUACUGCCACGGGGUUCUGCAGACUACCCCUCCCACACCAUGCCCUAGGGCAGAGGCCCUGGGACUCAGCCCCUCCAUGGUUUUAUGGGAGUCAUGUUCCAGUCUCCCUCUCCCCCUCCCCUGCACACUCCAAUGGCAGCCAGACCUUCUGUGCCUCCAGUGUUCAGCAGGGUGGGGACUCGGGAGGGCCGGGCACCAAAGGUUCUCAGGGAGGACUCAGAAUGGAGGGAGCAUCAUCUGUCCAGGGCUCUCAGGGCGUCCUCCACUCCCUACCUCACCACCCAGCCCCCACCUGGCCCAUCCCAAGUCCCACCAUUCCUCUCCCACUCCGCUGUCCAGGCUGCCACCCUUCCAUUACAGAUGCCUGCAGUAGCCCCUUCCCCCCAACCGGUCACCUGAGCCACACUUGUCCUCAAGGCCCUAUAUCCUAACCCACUUUACCUCCUGUUUCUCUCGCCGCUCAAGGUCUUUCCCACCUGGACUGGCCUCUUCUCCUCCCCAGCUGGAAUGUCACCCUGCGUCUGCUCUCUUCCCUGGUGUCCUCAGGAUCUAGGCACCUGCUGAGUGGGUGAAUGGAUCUGUGUGACUGAGGUCGUCCUUGAAUGAACCACUACAGUGUGAUUAGAGCCUAAGUUACCUCUCUGGGCCUUGCCUUCCUCCAGCCUGCCUCUGCCGACCACCCAGCUUAGAGAAGUUGGGCAAAACAAAUGUCUUGCCCCCAGAAACUGGAAAGAGUGAGUCAGCUCAUCUCCAAGCAUGAACUGCCUCCCUGCCCUUCCAGUCCCACUCACCCCAGCUUGUGUCACAGGCUUUUCUCCCUCCCCAGCCACCCACACCUCCUCCCAGCCCCAGGCAUCUCCUCCCCAGGCACCUCCUCCCUGCCCCACCCUGCCUGGCCCCUCCCAGGUGCCUGUGGUGGAGCAGUCGGCACCUGUGACAUACGCUGAGAGGGCGGUAUACCAUGGGGGCUCUAAGGCCCUGGGCCCGAUACGGGCUACUGGUUGUGGCCCACCUGCUUGCUCUGGGGCUUGGGGCUGCAGUGUUCCAGGCCCUGGAGGGACCUCCAGCACUCCGGCUCCAGGCCAAACUCAGGGCCGAGCUGGCCAUUUUCCAGGCAGAGUAUGGGGCCUGCCUGCCCCCCGGGGCACUGGACGAGCUGCUGGACAUCGCCCUGGCAGCCAAGGCCUACAGGGUUUCCAGCCUGGGCAAUGGCUCUGAGACCAGGAACUGGGAUCUGCCCUCGGCCCUGCUCUUCACUGCCAGCAUCCUCACUACCACGGGUUAUGGCCACAUGGCCUCACUAUCAGCAGGUGGAAAAGCCUUCUGCAUGGUCUAUGCGGCCCUGGGGCUGCCAGCCUCCCUAGCACUUGUGGCUGCACUGCGCCACUACCUGCUGCCUCUGCUCAGCCGCCCUAGUGCCUGGGUAGCCACCCGCUGGCAGCUGACGCCGAGCAGGGCUGCGUUGCUGCAGGCCACUGGACUGGGCCUGCUAGUGGCUGGUACCUUUGUGCUGCUGCCAGCACUGCUGCUGUGGGGUCUACGGGGUAACUGCAACCUGCUGGAGGCCAUCUACUUCUGCUUCGGCUCGCUCAGCACCAUCGGCCUAGGGGAACUGCUGCCUGGUCAUGGCCGUGGCCUGCAUCCAGUGCUUUACCAUCUGGGCCAGUUCGCACUUCUGGGUUACUUGCUCCUGGGGCUCCUGGCCAUGCUGCUGGCCGUGAAGACAUUUUCAGAGCUGCCCCAGGUCCACGCCAUGGUGAAGUUCUUCGGAUCCAGUGGCCCUUUGAACGCUGAGGACCAAGAUGGCAUCCUAGGCCAGGAUGAACUGGCUCUGAGCACCCUGCCACCUUCAGCCGCAGCCCCAGAACAGGCCCUAGCUUGCUGACAGGUGUCAGAUGAUAGAGCUCCUUUCAGGUGGAGCAGCCUGAGGAGGAAGCCAUGGGGGAGGGGCUGGGGAAGCCUCUGGAGGUGGUAGGGAAGAGGGUGGAUGUGAGGACCUCAGAGAAUGUGUUAAUAAAAAAUAAAAUUGGCAACA